Messenger RNA from Styela clava, 2445 nucleotides. The record is from RefSeq and is a predicted model, not a curated record. NCBI's taxonomy places the organism in Eukaryota, Metazoa, Chordata, Ascidiacea, Stolidobranchia, Styelidae.
UUUCGAUUCAUUUUGGUUGAUUUGUUUGUGCUGUGCGGACGUUUUUCAAAGCUAUAUUAUUAUUAUUUUUCGAGUUUCAUUGGAGAAAACUUAUCAGUAAAAAUGUCGUCGAGUGCAUCUUUACGUAGUUAUAAAAACACCGGGAAAACGAUGGAUCAUCUGAAGAAUAAGCGAAGAGAAGGGGCGGUUCAAAUUCGAAAACAUCAUCGCGCUGAACAACUUCUGAAGCGUCGAAAUAUCGUUCUGGAAGACUUGAACACAAGCCCACUGAAAGAGAUCAACAGUGAAUAUUCUACAUCGACCGGAAUAUCCAUGAACUUUGAGGAAAUUGUGCAAGGUAUUUUCUGUGAUUCUGACAAAGAGAAACAGUUUCUUUGCACACAAAAUGCCAGAAAAAUUUUGUCUCGUGAGCGGCAUCCACCUAUUAACAAAAUGAUAGAAGCUAACAUUAUUCCGAAGCUUGUAACAUUCCUGAAAUGGGAUGACAAUCCACAGAUGCAAUUUGAAGCUGCCUGGGCCCUGACAAACAUUGCAUCGGGAAAUAGUGAGCAAACUUGUGCUGUAGUCCAUGGAGGUGCCGUCCCAAACCUCAUUGAAAUGCUUUCUCAUUCUGCCAUGAAUGUUGUUGAACAAGCAGUUUGGGCGCUUGGCAAUAUCGCUGGUGACGGAGCGCCGAUGCGUGACUAUCUUCUUGAUAAAGGUAUUGUGAAACCACUCAUCGCUCUCGUGAAAGACGAUGCACAAGUCUCCUUUUUACAAAAUCUCACGUGGACGAUUUCGAAUCUAUGCCGAAACAAAAAUCCACACACUUCUCUUCCGUAUGUCGUUCAACUUCUACCGACGAUCGUCAAGCUUGUUAAUUGCGUCGAUAAGCAAGUUCGAACAGACGCUUGCUGGGCACUCAGCUACAUCACAGACGGACCAAACGAACGAAUCGAACUCGUCAUUAAGACCGGCGUUGUCGAGACACUCGUGCAUAUCCUAUCAAGUAUUCAAGAUGUUCUUGUCAUCACACCGGUCCUGCGAACCCUCGGAAACAUCGUCACUGGCACUGACCAACAAACCCAACUUGUUAUAGACUUGGGAGUGCUUCGAGUCUUCUCACAGCUUUUGCACCACGAAAAGCAGACAAUACAGAAGGAGGCUGCUUGGACAUUGAGCAACAUCACAGCUGGUACUCAAAUCCAAAUUCAAGCAGUGAUUGACGCAAACGUUAUGCCACGAAUCGUUGAGUUGCUCUCACACGGUGACUAUAAAACUCAAAAAGAAGCUUGCUGGACCGUCACAAACUUCACGUCUGGUGCGUCCUUGGAACAACUUUACUAUUUGAUGAAUCUUGGAGCCGUUCCAGGUCUCUGUGGAAUGCUGGCUUCCAAAGAAACAAAAAUACUCCACGUUUGUCUCGACGGAAUUUCGAAUCUGCUCAUAACCGCUGAAAAAAUGAACAAACGAGAUGAGCUUUGUGACGUUAUCGAAGAGUGCGAAGGCAUCGAUAAAAUCGAAAAAUUACAGCAGCACGAGAACGAAACUGUCUACUCGAUGGCGUUACAUAUCAUUGACCGAUUCUUCGCCGAAGAAGACCAGGAGCAUGAAGAACUCGCACCAGGAGCGGUGAACGGUGAAUUCCAGUUUACAGCACAACCAGCUACUACUCAGUACACUUUAUAAAAGCACAGACUUUCUGAAAUUUUUUUGAUGCGUGAUAAAAUGACUUUUUGCUGUUGAUACAAACUUGAAUUUGACAAUUUGACCCAGGAAGUGAUACAGGAUGUAAUAUUACAAUUCCGACACUUUAUCUUCAAGUGUUACUAUUGACAAGAAAAUUUAAAUGUCAGUGAAACAGAAUAUUCAUAUGAGACUCAAAUAUGAUCAUUUUUGAGUCUCCCAGUGUAAAAAACCUUCAUUUCUGAAAAUUAUAAAAUUCAGCAACCAAUCAAAUCGCUGCUCAAACUUUUCUGCAUUUACUAAUUCAAACUCCUAUAUGUGACAAGAAUGACUGUGUAUUAAUUUAAAAAUUCUUUAACCAGGGUUGUAAUUUCUAAUUGUACUAUUAGCAGUUGAGGAUUGGACUAUCCUUCAUCACCCUUUUCAUUCUUAUUAACAUUCUAGAUCUUGAUGUAUAUAAACUAUCAGAUUUAGCAUUUUUCUGCCAUUCCCUGUUGGAACUUUUUCCUUGCUUAUCAGACUAUUAAAACAGGCUUUUGCCAAGUCUUUCUUUCAUUAAUAAAAAUUAAUCAACUUUAUUUCAAUAUGAAAAUGAGUCGUAAUGAUUUAAUAUCUCUGUUAAAGCUUAGAAACAAAUUAUAUGCUCGUUAUUCUCAUCCAACUUAUGAAAUUUUGAUUUUUUAUUCUGCAUGUCAGCUUUUGGCAAGUUUAUUUGGAAUUGUUUAAAAUAACUUCAUUCUUCUUUUUUCUGUAUGAGAAUACCAAAGUCAUAACCAACCA